This is a messenger RNA of Cryptosporidium ubiquitum, 1191 nucleotides long. Its product is annotated as actin-like protein. Bases 1 to 1191 code for a protein of 396 amino acids. The transcript is spliced from 3 exons. Gene Ontology annotation, cellular component: Swr1 complex. The record is from RefSeq and is a predicted model, not a curated record. Lineage: Eukaryota; Apicomplexa; Conoidasida; Eucoccidiorida; Cryptosporidiidae. Gene Ontology annotation, molecular function: nucleosome binding.
AUGAAUAAAGUUUUGGUUGUAGAUAAUGGUUCAUACACCAUAAAAGUUGGGUAUUCAGGUGAGGAAUUACCUAGAAAGGAUAAAAUAUAUAAAUCAGAUCAAAUCUUUGGUUUGAACGAGUAUUUUUCUUAUUCCCCGUUCUCCGAAGGUUUACUAUUGGAUAUUUCAAUGGAAAGUGAUAUUUGGGAAUAUAUUUUCAACAAAAUGAAUAUUUCUCCAGAGGAGCUUGGUAUAUUAGUUACUGAACCAUUUUUAAAUCCAACUUCACUUCAGCACUCUCUUUUUGAAGUAAUUUUUGAGCAAUUUGGUUUUAACAGUGCAAUUGUCACAAAUUCUCCCGCAAUAUCACAAUUUGCAUUUAGUCCACAACUUAUUCCUAAAAUUGAUCAACGAAUAAUAAAUCCAUGCUAUUUGAUUUUAGAUUGCGGCUAUCAGUGUUGUUUUAGUGUCCCAUUAUUUCAGGGAUCACCAAUUUAUAAAGCCUGUAGAAGACUGGAUAUUGGUGGAUAUCAUUUGGACCUAGCAUUAAAAAAUUUUCUUUCAUUCAGACAAGUUGAUUUAUCUAGAAACUCUUUAAUUGUAUCUAAAAUUAAAGAGAGUUGCUGUUAUAUUUCCAAGAAUUUUGAUAGUGAUAUUAACAGGCCAUCACAAAAUAAAUCUGAUAAUUUGAUAGAACAAAUAUAUCAGCUCCCAGAAUUAAAGUCAAAUAGUAAGAAUUCAAAUUACUACUUUCAAGAGUGUAUAUCACCCGAAAAUACUGAACUUUUAAAGUUAAAUGAUAAUCUAAAAUUGAAAUUAGAAUCAGAACCAAACGCAAAUUAUGAUUCCAAUGGGGUCAUUAAACUUUAUUCAGAAAGGAUAGCAGUUCCAGAACUAUUAUUUAAUCCAUCAAAUGGAGGUUAUAACUUUGCGGGCAUAGCAGAAAUGGUCUCAGAGUCUAUUUUAUCGUCACCAAAACAUCUACAAGAAUUGCUAGCUAAUAAUAUAUUAAUAAUAGGAGGUUCCACUAAAUUUAGAAAUUUUGAGGCUAGAUUGAACAAAGAGCUUUCCUCUCUACUACCUUCAGUAUGGGAAAUUAAAACAAGAUGUAAUCAAAGGCCAGACUUUACAACAUGGAUGGGUGGCUCAAUUUGGGGGGAAACAAACUUUAGUACAUUUGCUCUCUCUAAAAGCAAAUACAACGAAAUUUGA